AUGUGGGUUCUGACUUGCACGGAAGCUGGGGCCUGGGGCGGUACUUUGUGCGUCUUUUUAUAUGUAUGCACUGACAUCGAUGCCGCCUACAUCCACCUGCUCACCGAGCCCCUUCCACCGCUUGUCCACAGGGUAAGCGACCGCAAGAAGAAGCAGGCGGCCCUGAAGAAGGGCAAGGUCGCGGGCAAGGGAUCCUCUGCCACCCUCGCCUCUGAGAGCUCCGAUGCCGAGAACGCGUUCGGCAGCACAACACAGCUGGCGCGGGACGUGGAGGACCUGGAACUGAACGACAGGUCCUGCACGGGCAUCCUCACCUCCCACCCCCAGUCGCGCGACAUCCACUUCCAGUCCUUUACCCUCCUCUUCCACGGGCACGAGAUCCUGACGGAUGCGGACCUUGAGCUCAAUUAUGGCAGGCGUUACGGCCUGCUAGGCCCCAACGGCUGUGGCAAGUCGACGCUGCUCAAGGCGCUGGGCGCGCGCGAGCUGGACAUCCCCGCCCACAUAGACACCUACUUCCUGGACCGGGAGAUCGCGGCUUCAGACCUUACCGCCCUCCAGGCCGUCAUGUCGGUGGACGAGGAGCGCGCGCAGCUGGAGGCGGAGGCCGAAUCGCUGGCGGACGCGGAGGGUGGUGAGGCGGAACAGCGCCUGGAGGACAUCUACGAGCGGCUGGAGGCCAUGGAGAGCGAGAUGGCGGAGACGCGGGCGGCCUCCAUCCUGCACGGCCUGGGGUUCGACAAGAAGAUGCAGGCCAAGCCCACGCGCGACUUCUCCGGCGGCUGGCGCAUGCGCAUCGCGCUGGCGCGCGCGCUGUUCGUGGAGCCCACCUUUUUGAUCCUGGACGAGCCCACCAACCACCUGGACCUGGAGGCCUGCGUGUGGCUGGAGGAGACGCUGAAGAAGUGGAAGCGCAUCCUGCUCCUCGUUUCCCACUCCCAGGACUUCCUCAACGGCGUCUGCACCAACAUCAUCCUCAUGCAACAUAAGCAGCUCAAGUACUACGCAGGUGACUACGACACCUACGUGCGGACGCGGGCCGAGCAGGAGGAGAACCAGAUGAAGAAGUACAAGUGGGAGCAGGAGCAGAUCGCCAACAUGAAGGACUACAUCGCGCGCUUCGGCCACGGCUCAGCCAAGCUGGCCCGGCAAGCACAGAGCAAGGAGAAGGUGCUGGCAAAGAUGGUGCGCGACGGGCUGACGGAGAAGGUCAGCCAGGAGCGGACGGUGAAGCUGGCCUUUGCCAACGUGGGCACGCUCCCCCCCCCCGUCCUCCAGUUCUCCAACGUCAAGUUUGGCUACUCCCCCGACGCGGUGCUCUACUCCGACGUGGAGCUGGGCGUGGACCUGGACUCCCGCGUGGCGCUGGUGGGCCCCAACGGCUGCGGCAAGUCCACGCUGCUCAAGCUGAUGACGGGGCAGCUGGAGCCGCUGGACGGCAUGGUCAAGCGGCACAACCACCUGCGCAUCGGGCAGUACCACCAGCACCUCACCGAGCUGCUGCCGCUGGACGUGUCGGCCCUGGCCUACAUGAUGGCCGAGUACCCGGGCGUGUCCAUGGAGGAGAUGCGGUCGGUGGUGGGACGCUUCGGCAUCACGGGCGCGGCCCAGACGCUGGAGAUGCGCAAGCUGUCCGACGGCCUCAAGUCGCGCGUGGUGUUCGCCUGGCUGGCGCGACGCACGCCCCACAUGCUGCUGCUGGACGAGCCCACCAACCACCUGGACAUCGAGUCCAUCGACUCCCUGGCCGACGCCAUCAACGACUGGGACGGCGGGCUGGUCCUGGUGUCCCACGACUUCCGACUCAUCUCCCAGGUGGCCAAGGAGAUCUGGACCGUACAGGACGGGCGCGUGACGCGGUGGGAGGGCGACAUCCUGUCCUACAAGGCGCACCUCAAGACCUCCAUGGCCGCGCUGGCCAAGCGCUCCGACCUGGGCUAG
Auxenochlorella protothecoides is the source of this 1941-nucleotide messenger RNA. RefSeq names its product ABC transporter F family member 1. Gene Ontology annotation, molecular function: ATP binding; ATP hydrolysis activity. The coding region runs from base 1 to 1941 and encodes 646 amino acids. The record is from RefSeq and is a predicted model, not a curated record. The transcript is spliced from 4 exons. NCBI's taxonomy places the organism in Eukaryota, Viridiplantae, Chlorophyta, Trebouxiophyceae, Chlorellales, Chlorellaceae.